AUGUACUAUGACUUUGAUUGGAAAAAUGCACCGCUCUCCUCAAGGAGCUCUCCGGUUGUGACAGGUGUUCUCUAUUUGCUGAUGGUAUUUAUUUUGCCCCGAUAUGUUCCAACGGGUGGAUAUAAGCUUGAGAGACUGUUGGUGGUGCACAACUUUAUUCUGAGUGCAAUGUCCUUGGUGAUGUGCGUGGGGUGUGCUUGGGAGAUGUUUGAGAGAGUCCGACAUGAAAAUGCUGAUUGGAUGUUCUGCGAAGACCCGGCAACGCCAGCGCGGGGCCCCCUUUAUUUUUGGUCGUAUGCAUUCUAUGUCAGCAAAUAUUAUGAGCUGAUUGACACUCUUCUUGCAAUUCUGAGAUCAUCCAGGCCACCACAUUUUGGUCUUCACGUGUAUCAUCAUGCACUGGUUCCUGUGAUGGUGUGGAAUUGGUUAGAAUACCGGAUGAAUCUUCAGCACAUAGGACUGCUGUGGAACACCUUUGUCCAUGUCGUGAUGUAUGCCUACUAUGGCUUCAAGGCCAUGGAAAAGUUGGGUCACACGACUCCAAAUUCUGCAAUUCCUGACGAGCGUGGCAUUCGGGGUGAUGGCCAUGAAGAUGAUGUGGGAGCGGAAAGUAGAGCGAUGAAAGAUGAAAGCAUUUCUGACUUCAGCAUUCAACAUUUUCGUUGCGAAGCCCUGAUGAAACUACACCUGGAAUUUCACAGAGCUCAGCGAACAGAUAGCAAUAUUUCUGGCUUAUGCGCCUUCGUGGCGCUUCUUUUCCUACCCAGGUGCAUGGGAGACGCAGAUCAGCUGCCAGGUGGAUUCAAGUCGUGGUUCGUGCUAUCCGGCUAUCCGGUGCUAUCUGCUUUCGGCGUGCAAAAACGCUACCUGCUGGACAUCGCAGCGAGCGAGGUGACGACAGAUGCGACCUUCAGGUAUAAAAGCUUUACUUGGAGAACAUCAGCUGGCAACAGGCAUCCUUAUGAAUACAUCAUUGCUCAACAACCAGCUGGCGGUGGGACAGCUCGAGAUGCUUUGACUGCUGUGGAAGAAAACUUGCCUUCACCUGCGAGUGGCUGGACAUUGGUUCUCAUCCCAUCCGUUUCUUUAGUUUGCAGCGGCAAAGAAGAGAUGAGACCUUUGGCCACGCUUCUCUCACAAAGAGGGCAUCGUUGCUACAUCUUGGAGUGGCCAGGUUGGACCCAAGAUGUCCAGACAAACUGGGCGUUGGAGCACUGCAAACCAGAGUGUUUGGCAGAGGAGUACCAGGACUUCUGGUGUCAGGCAUUGGACCACGUCGCCCAGCAAGAGUUGCUUUUGGCAAAAGGCAGUCAAGAGCGUGAAGAGGCAGCUGAGAAAGCGCCUCAGUUAUGCGUUGUGGCAGCAAACUCCAGUGCUAUCUAUGGUUUGCGUGCUUUGGAGGCGCUCACUGCUUGGGAACCUGAGCAAGAUGGUGCUGCCAAGGCUGCCAAGGCAUUUGAGCUGUACAAGUCUGUUGUGAUGGUGGCCCCAAGCUGGAAGGCGCCACCUCCAAGUGGUUGGUUCUUGUCGCGACUGGAACGAGAUCGAGCUGCAUAUUGGAUGGGAGCAAAGUCCUCGGAAUUCUUCAGAAAACUCAUCUUAAUAAUUCUCAAUUUAUGUCAAAUUGAUUCCAACUGA
Molecule: messenger RNA, 1638 nt
Organism: Cladocopium goreaui
Lineage: Eukaryota; Dinophyceae; Suessiales; Symbiodiniaceae
Source: the annotation of a GenBank genome assembly